AAUUAAUGAUGAAGCGAGUUUGAUUUCCUUUUGCGGCAAAGUAACGAAAAUCAAAAGCCAGCGAUCCAUCAAAAGAACAUUCCGCGCUUUGACCGUACCUUGUGUCUGUAGAGAGUAUCGGAGUAGAAAAAUCUGGGAAACGGCAACGCUCUAUCGAGACCGGAGUGAAUGAAAUAAAAUUUGAAUGAUCAAAGAUGUUGUUAAGUAGUUCUUCUCCAAGAGCAACAUCAUCACCACAUUCACAAUUAUCACCAUCAUCAUCACAAGAGUCAUGGGAAUCAAUGCUCCCAGGUCCAUCAAGUCGCAACAACUUCGGAUCCUCAGAUCUGAGUCCACACGGCCUCCUCGCAUUCCCUUCCGGCAGUUCAAUCUCCAUUAUCGACUCACGUUCUAUGCAAUUAGUCUCUUCAUUCCCUAUCCCUCCUCCACCUUCCUCCGCCGCACCAUUCGUAACCGCCAUUCGCUGGAUCCCUCUUCCUCUCAACCGUCAUCUCCUUUCCUCCGAACCUUCCUCCUCUCACCUCCUCAUCGCCGCCGGCGAUCGCCAAGGUCGCAUUGCGCUUCUUGAUUUUCGCCUUAAAUCUGCUAUUCUCUGGUUCGAUACUGACUCUAAACAAGGUAUUCAAGAUCUUUGUUGGAUUCAGGCACGACCUGAUCUCUUCAUACUCGCCGCGAUUACCGGACCUUCCACACUUUCUCUUUUCAAUGCUUCCACUGGACGUUGCGUUUGGAAAUACGAUGCUUCGCCUGAAUAUUUCUCUUGUAUUCGACGUGAUCCGUUCGAUUCGCGCCGCAUCUGCGCGAUCGGUCUCAAAGGUUUUCUAUUGUCGCUGCUUCAUCUCGGUGAUUCUGAAGAAGGUGUUGUUAUUAAGGAGCUUCAGAUUCGCACUGAUUCUAGCGAAUUGCUUAAGCUUGAGAGAGAUUCCGGCGGUGGUUUAUCCGCUGCUGCUGCGGCACCUGCGUCUGCAGCUUUUCCUCUUUACGUAGCGAAGUUCGCAUUCUCCCAACAUUGGCGCCACAUUUUGUUUGUAACGUUUCCGAGGGAGUUGAUUGUGUUUGAUUUGCAGUAUGAGUGUGUGAUAUUUUCCUCCGCCUUGCCUCGUGGUUGUGGCAAGCUUCUUGACGUGCUACCUGAUCCGAGUAACGACUGGAUCUACUGUGCUCAUCUCGAUGGCAAGCUCAGCACCUGGAGGAGGAAACCUGGGGAGCAAGUACACAUUAUGUAUUCCAUGGAAGAGUUAAUGCCAUCUGUUGGCACCUCUGUCCCUUCUCCUUCAAUACUCUCCGUCCUUUUACGCCAAUCAGAUACCACUCUCCAGAACAUUGGCAAGAAUUGUUCCGAUGUACCUAGUUCUCCUUACCUUCAUGAGGAUUUUGAUAAUCCUUUUGACUUUUGUGACGAAUCCCAAAUCAUUUCUAAGAUACAUUUGAUCUCCAUAUCUGAUGAUGGAAAAAUAUGGAACUGGCUCUUGACUGCUGAAGGGAAUGCAGACAAUCAAAAGGAUGAAAAGAAGUUGGGUUUGGUCAAUGAUGAUUGCACCGUACCAUUACAAGGAGCCAACUCUAACACUAUGGUAUCUUUUGCUCGUGGACGGGAACUAAAUGUAGGCAGGCCACAGGAAGAAAUUUCAAUGAAAAUUAGCUUAGUUGGACAGCUUCAGCUUCUCUCUUCAACAGUGACUAUGCUGGCAGUACCAACCCCUUCUCUAACUGCUACCCUGGCUCGUGGAGGAAAUUAUCCUGCAGCAGCUGUUCCCCUGGUUGCUUUGGGAACACAGAGUGGGACAAUAGAUGUGGUUGAUGUUUCUGCCAAUGCUGUUACAUCAAGUUUAUCUGUACAUAAUGGCAUAGUUAGGGGACUACGAUGGCUAGGAAAUUCCAGAUUGGUUUCAUUUUCUUAUACUCAGGCUAAUGAAAAAUCAGGAGGAUAUGUUAACAAGCUAGUUGUGACCUGCCUUCGAAGUGGUCUUAACAAGAUGUUCCGAGUUUUGCAAAAGCCAGAGCGUGCUCCAAUAAGAGCGUUGAGAACAUCUUCAUCUGGAAGGUAUCUUCUAAUUUUGUUUCGUGAUGCACCCGUGGAAGUUUGGGCAAUGACUAAGAAUCCUAUCAUGCUUAGAUCAUUAGCUCUUCCAUUUACGGUAUUGGAAUGGACUCUUCCAACAGUUCCACGUCCUUCUAAGGAUCAAACAUCUGGGGCAUCGGAUGAAGCAUCUAAACCAUCAAAGGCUUCCCCAUCAGAUUCAACAGAGGGUUCAAGCACAGAGGGACCACAAGAUGAUACUUCUGAAAGUUUUGCAUUUGCUCUGGUGAAUGGAGCACUUGGAGUUUUUGAAGUGCACGGUCGGAGAAUUCGAGAUUUCAGACCAAAAUGGCCUUCUUCUUCAUUUGUAUCAUCAGAUGGAUUGAUAACUGCAAUGGCCUACCGCUUGCCCCAUGUGGUCAUGGGAGACAGAAUGGGGAACAUAAGAUGGUGGGAUGUGACAACUGGACAUUCUUCCUCAUUCAACACUCAUAGAGAGGGAAUUCGGCGAAUCAAAUUCUCACCUUUUGUACCAGGGGACCAUAGCCGGGGGCGUGUUGCUGUGCUGUUUUAUGACAAUACCUUUUCUGUUUUUGAUUUGGACUCCCCUGACCCCUUGGCCAAUUCACUUUUGCAACCUCAAUUUCCCGGAACCCUUGUGUUGGAACUUGAUUGGUUGCCCUUGCGGACUGAUAAGAAUGAUCCACUGGUACUCUGCAUUGCUGGGGCAGAUGGUAGUUUUCGCCUCGUUGAUAUUAAUGUAAAUGAUAAACGACCUGGUUAUGCACCCCGGAACAGAAAUACAAAGGAGAGAUUCCGGGCAAUGCCUAUAUGCUGUCCCAUACUUCUCCCUUCACCACAUGCUUUGGCACUGCAAAUGAUUUUGCAAUUGGGUGUUAAACCUUCUUGGUUUAAUACUUGCAGUACGACCAUAGAAAAGAGGCCUCACUUAAUUCCAGGAGCUCCUUCAUCUGUGGGGGAUCUUCGCACAUACAUGAUCAACAUACCACCUCUUGGAGACUCUGUGGUGCCAGAGAUGCUUCUAAAAGUAUUGGAACCAUAUCGAAAAGAAGGUUGCAUGCUUGACGACGAGAGAGCCAAGUUGUAUGCCAGUAUUGUGGAUAAAGGUUGUGCUGCAAGGUUUGCUUUUGCAGCAACAGUAUUUGGUGAAUCCUCAGAAGCUCUGUUUUGGCUUCAGCUGCCUCAAGCCCUUAAACAUUUGAUUACUAAGUUAUCAAGAAAGCCACCAUCAAAAGGGCCCACAACAAAGUCUGUCUCUGAGGUUGAUGAAACAUCUUUAUUGUCUAGAAUAUCAUCAAAGGGAAAACCGACAGAAGAAAUGGAGGGAGAUGCAUUGCAGAGUCAUGGUCAACAAAGGUUGAUGGCUUUUGACCAAGAAGAGUUGUGGAAAAGUGCUAGUGAGCGUAUUUCUUGGCAUGAAAAGUUAGAAGGUGAAGAGGCUGUGCAGAAACGUGUACAUGAGCUUGUGUCAGUUGGAAAUCUAGAAGCUGCAGUUAGUUUAUUGCUUUCUACACCUCCAGAGAGUUCUUACUUCUAUGUCAAUGCGCUUCGUGCUGUAGCUCUCUCUUCUGCUGUUUCAAGAUCUCUUCAUGAACUUGCAGUGAAGGUUGUUGCAGCCAACAUGGUCAGAGCUGACAGGUCACUAUCUGGCACUCAUCUUCUAUGUGCAGUUGGAAGAUAUCAAGAAGCGUGUUCUCAGCUACAAGAUGCUGGGUGCUGGGCAGAUGCUGCUACCUUAGCUGCCACUCACUUAAAGGGAUCAGAUUAUGCAAGAGUGUUGCAAAGAUGGGCUGCACAUAUCCGGCACAGUGAACAUAAUAUCUGGAGGGCUCUGAUUUUGUAUGUUGCCGCUGGUGCACUACAAGAGGCAUUGGCAGCUCUUCGUGAGGCUCAACUACCUGAUACAGCUGCAAUGUUCAUCCUUGCAUGCCGUGAAAUCCACACAGAGAUUGUUUCUAACUUAGACCCUACUGAUGAUGAAUCAAGUUCAUCAGUUAGUGAUAAGAUACUAAAUUUGCGAGCUUUAGAUCCUGAGAAUGAAGAUGUCAUUGCAGUUGAUGAAUACUUUGGACAAUACCAAAGAAAAUUGGUCCAUCUAUGCAUGGAUUCACAACCAUCCUAUGACUAAGUAUAGGGCUUGUUGAAAUAGAUUCAGAUCAUUCAUUUGUAUUCAAUUAAUUGAUAACUUGGGCUGAAAAGAAAGUUGUUGGCUGAUAGCUGUUGCAGUACUUCCUGUGUUCUAUUUUGUCGAAGGAUUGGAUGCUUCCAUUGCCUAAGCUGUUGUUGCAAAAGUAUAAAAGGCAUUGGGAAGGAAAUGACGUAUGGCAACAUGUAAUCUUGGAGGUAACAGAUGCUAGAGUGUUCUAUGAAACACAAUCCUUUUGAUUGCAAUGAAUAUGAUGGUUUACAUGAACUUUCCGAAGUUGAGAUUGCAAUCGCAUAGGUAAUUGUCCCAUUGUAGAUCGUAUAUAAAAUUUUGUAGGCAACAAAGCAAUUAAUUUGUAAUUUAUAUGUUAUGAUAGGACUCCACAAUGGUUGUGAUUGGAUUGAUCAAUGUUUGCAUGUGUUAAGUCCAUGUUGGAUAACUUUACAGCAUAGUAAUUUGCAUACAUUGGAAAAUAUGACCAGUUGAUUAUUUGAAUUGAGAACUGGUGGCA
This is a messenger RNA of Cicer arietinum (chickpea), 4698 nucleotides long. RefSeq lists its product as uncharacterized. Lineage: Eukaryota; Viridiplantae; Streptophyta; Magnoliopsida; Fabales; Fabaceae. The record is from RefSeq and is a predicted model, not a curated record. Gene Ontology annotation, molecular function: protein binding. Gene Ontology annotation, cellular component: cytoplasm.